Molecule: messenger RNA, 795 nt
Organism: Plasmodium gallinaceum
Lineage: Eukaryota; Apicomplexa; Aconoidasida; Haemosporida; Plasmodiidae
Product: conserved Plasmodium protein, unknown function
Exons: 3
Coding region: 1-795 (264 amino acids)
Source: RefSeq, a predicted model, not a curated record
AUGAAUGAAAACAAGAGAACAGCAUUAUUAGAAAAAAAAAAUGAAGAAAUUUCAACUAUUUUAAAUAAAAAUAUUUUAUUUAAAUGUAAUAAUACUAAUGAUUUGAAAGAAACCUUUGUAAAUAUAAAAACAGAUUACAGUUUAGAAAGUGAAAAAGAAAAAAGCAAUAUUUCUUUAUUUAACGUUUUUAAAAAAAAAUUAAAAGAGGAAAGAUACUUUAGUAGAUUUUUGAUUAUUUUUAAAAUUUCAAAUGAUAUAAAUGAAAAAAAAUAUAUUAAUGAAACACUAAAUUUUAUACUAAAAGAAAAUUAUAAAUUAAUUACAGGAAUUAGUCUUUUUGUAAAUAUAUAUUCUAUUAUGUUAUUAGAAUGUAUUGAUUCUAAAUAUAUAUUUUCUUUUUUAAAAAAUUUAAAUAACAUAAAAUAUAUCUCUGAUAUUGAAAUUUUGUAUUUUAAUGAAUUAAAUAAACAAAAUAUAAAUGAUAGUUUUAAUUUUUACGAGUACAAUAAAGAAGAACCAAAAUCUAUUUGUUCAAAUGAAUGUAAUUAUAUUGAUGAAGUGUGGGAAUUAUACAUAAAUAUUUUAAAUCUAUGUUGCCACAUAAAAAAUAAUAAAGAUAAGCAAAAUAUUUUUGAUCAAAAUGAUAAUAUUAAAAAAAAUUUCUCUUUACUUGAAAAUUUUUUUCAUGAAAAUGCAAAACAAUAUAUAUGGAAUUUAAAAGAUUUCAUAUCUUUUUUUGUUGAAGAUUUUAAAUUACCAAUUGAUGAUUUUUCUGAUGACUUCUUAGAUUUCUAA